Penicillium diatomitis is the source of this 1275-nucleotide messenger RNA. RefSeq names its product casein kinase I. Gene Ontology annotation, biological process: signal transduction; peptidyl-serine phosphorylation; endocytosis. The coding region runs from base 1 to 1275 and encodes 424 amino acids. NCBI's taxonomy places the organism in Eukaryota, Fungi, Ascomycota, Eurotiomycetes, Eurotiales, Aspergillaceae. Gene Ontology annotation, cellular component: cytoplasm; nucleus. The transcript has 6 exons. Gene Ontology annotation, molecular function: protein serine/threonine kinase activity; ATP binding. The record is from RefSeq and is a predicted model, not a curated record.
AUGGCUUCUUCCUCCUCGAACGUGGUGGGCGUCCACUACCGCGUGGGCAAAAAGAUCGGCGAGGGUUCUUUUGGUGUCAUCUUUGAGGGCACCAACCUCCUGAACAACCAGCAAGUGGCUAUCAAAUUUGAACCUCGGAAGAGCGACGCUCCCCAGCUUCGCGAUGAGUACCGGACGUAUAAGAUUCUGGUUGGAUGCCCCGGUAUUCCCAAUGUGUACUACUUUGGCCAGGAGGGCCUGCACAACAUUCUCGUGAUCGACCUUCUGGGCCCCAGUCUCGAAGACCUCUUUGAUCACUGCAACCGCCGGUUCACUACCAAAACCGUUGUUAUGGUCGCGAAACAAAUGCUGUCGCGCGUCCAAACAAUCCAUGAGAAGAACUUGAUCUACCGCGAUAUCAAGCCGGACAACUUCCUUAUCGGUCGUCCGUCUACCAAAGCCGCCAACGUCAUUCAUGUGGUCGAUUUCGGAAUGGCCAAGCAGUAUCGCGACCCUAAGACCAAGCAACACAUUCCUUACCGUGAGCGGAAGUCACUGUCCGGUACUGCUCGGUACAUGAGUAUCAAUACUCACUUGGGCCGUGAACAAUCUCGUCGCGACGAUCUGGAAGCCCUCGGACACGUCUUCAUGUACUUUUUGAGGGGUGGUCUUCCUUGGCAGGGUCUGAAAGCUGCCACUAACAAGCAGAAGUAUGAGAAAAUCGGCGAGAAGAAGCAAACAACUGCCAUCAAGGAUCUCUGUGAAGGAUAUCCAGAGGAAUUCAACAAGUAUUUGAGCUAUGUUCGCAACCUCGGCUUCGAGGAUACACCCGACUACGACUACUUGCGUGACCUGUUGACCCAGGCCCUCAAGAACGCCGGCGAGGUGGAGGAUGGAGAAUAUGACUGGAUGAAGCUGAACAACGGUCGUGGCUGGGACUACAAGUCGUACCCAUCUCAGGCUCACCUCCACAACCAGCACCAAAGUUCUUCGGGUCGAGAACUGCAGGGCACCCCCCCCCCAUCCCCAGCCAACAAAGCCGGAGCUGGCAAGCAACGCGAGCGACAGAGCGCCUCGGGCGUGCCACCCAAACGUCAGAGCGGGAAUUUGGAAGGCAAUACCCCGGCCGCGUCCACGCAGGCUCAGUUCCAAAACUCCAAUGCUCAUCUUCCUGCUCGCAUGGGAAGCCCUGGCAAUCCUGGUAUGACCGGUCAGCCAGCUGGUGGGCAAGGGAACAGUGACCCGCAGCCCACCUUUGUCCAAAAAAUGAUGAAGGCUCUGUGCUGCGGUAGGUGA